Molecule: messenger RNA, 5712 nt
Organism: Scedosporium apiospermum
Lineage: Eukaryota; Fungi; Ascomycota; Sordariomycetes; Microascales; Microascaceae
Exons: 2
Coding region: 1-5712 (1903 amino acids)
Biological process (GO): peptidyl-serine phosphorylation; phosphorelay signal transduction system
Cellular component (GO): nucleus; cytoplasm
Molecular function (GO): ATP binding; protein serine/threonine kinase activity
Source: RefSeq, a predicted model, not a curated record
AUGGCGGAAACAUCGCCACCGCAAGAGCCCACCGACUCGGCCAAGGCGGCACCCCUCGCCGUGUCCCAUCUACGAGUCGAGUCGGCCUACCCGAUGGAGCGGUCCAUGAGCGAUAAUAUACGGGAAGAGAGGGAGGAUCUUCGAGAGGCUGCAGAACAGACUCUCAACGUGAUUGUGGACCUGAAUCUUGACGGGACCAUCAAGUGGGUCAGCCCGUCCUGGGCCGACGUGAUCGGAACUCAGCCAGACGCCGUUCAAGGUCAGCCGUUAUGCGACAUUAUUGUCAGCGAUAAUAGAACCGUCUUUUCCGAUGUGGUCGAAUCGAUGAAAAAGGAUGAUUCGAGGAGCCACAGAGUUCGGUUUGCCGUCGCUCUCGGCCCCCUGUCUAAGCUACUGUCCCUUGAUGACCUGAAGGAUGGCGUCGAGACAACUUCCCCUCAGGUCAUUGAUCUGGAGGCCCAGGGCAUCAUGGUCUAUGACGGCGCUUCGGGAGGCGAGAGCCACACCAUGUGGAUGAUUCGCCCCUGGACUGCCCCUCGGGAAAUUCAGAUCGAGAUGCCUGCCGUGAUUGUCGAUUCACUUGGUUCAGGAGCCCAGGUUCUUGCAAGUUAUCUCACUCAAUUGGCAGAAUCGGGAAUAGACGAUCCAGAACUCCAUCCACCGCCGCCGCCCGUUCUCUGCCGAAUCUGCGAGCGGCAGAUACCACCCUGGUGGUUCGAAAAGCACACCGAUCUCUGUCUCCAGGAACACAGAGCUGAGAUGGAUGUCCAAAUGGCCCAGGAGGGCCUGACCGAACAUCGGCAUUCCAUUGUUAAAGUCUUGGAUGCCCUCGAGGUCCGCCGGAGCCGCACUCUCACUGGUGAUCUCGCUUCACUCCUCCUUCCUGCCGCCGAGUAUAAGGGCCUCCCGAUCGGCCCAUCCCCGUCCAAUCAAUCAUCGCCAUCGACGUCAUCGGCCACUUCUCGUGAAAGGACUGGCUUUGGCCACGCUCGAGGACGAUCAUUUGCAGUUCGCAGACCGCAGGCUAGAAUAGUCGAGCUUCUAGUUGACCUAUGCGAUACCGCAUUGGAAAUCAGCCCUCCAGCCAUCAAGGAAUCCCCAUCGCAAAUACCAGGCGAGCUUCGGACGCAGUCUCCUCAGUCCGAGUCUCGUAUCUCCCAAGUUAUGCAGUGGCAAUCCCCAAGUACGAACACGCUCGAACAAGAGCAAGGGCUCGCUCUCCUUUGCGCAGACACGGAGCGCGUAGCAAAAGCCAAAGUUGAGGCUGUCGUCCGACAAAGAAGAAUCAUUGAGUACGCUGAGCGCAUUCGUGUUGAAUUUGCUCUUCUCGUCCAGGAUUGUAUUGACGAAGCCCUGAGAAAGGCUGCUCGUAUUGCUGCGGGCCGCUUGAGCGACUCGGCCGAAGAGGAAGAAGAGGACAUGCCUCCAGGUCAGGACGAUUCGUUUUUCGAUAACUCGUUCAACGACCCGGCGGCACUGGCUGAGGCCUUGCAAAAUGUUGAUCUUAACAAUGAUAACAUUUCGCGAACGAGACCAACAUCCUUCAUCGAAUCAGUCCAGUCUUACAGCCCUCAAGAAUGCCCCACCCCCACGUCGAAUAUGGGUGGCUUUAAUACAGUCCUUCCCAUGCGUGACUCGCGACGCGACUCUCUCCGAACCUCUCAAAGAGAGUCGCUCAUCUUGGGGAGCGAGGCGGGGGAAAGCGAUGGGAGCAUAAGAUCCUCGUCAGUUGCAUCGCGUCCCCCCCAACGGACCGACUCUCCCAUUAGCGAGUUCGGCGGUGACCUUCGCCGGGCUGCUAGCGCAAGACGACAUCACCGGAGAAGCCUUAUCCUCCCUGGAACGGCCUCGCCACGUCGCCAGGAGUCACCGUCACGGGGCAUUCAGCCGCCCUCCUCUCCCCUGCGCAUCCAUAAGCCGCGCUCAUUCCCGUUCCCAAAUGAAGGGUUUGCCUCGCCCGAAGCAUCGCCUAUGCUUCCCGGCACCGAGUUCAGUUCGCCUGCCCCGAUACCGCCGCCCUCCUUGCACCACCAUCGAAGGCAGUCGUCGGCCGCUCUCUCCGAGUUCAUCAUGAAAGCCCCGCCCUCUCCGCGCCUCGGCGCCCACAACGCCCCGCCUCAGGCUCGGCCCACACAGCCUUCCAUCAAAGAUUUCGAGAUCAUCAAACCAAUUUCCAAAGGUGCCUUCGGUAGUGUCUAUCUCUCUAAGAAGAAAUCCACUGGAGAAUAUUUUGCGAUCAAAGUGCUGAAGAAGGCCGACAUGGUUGCAAAGAAUCAGGUCGGUAACGUCAAGGCGGAACGUGCUAUUAUGAUGUGGCAAGGGCAGAGUGAUUUUGUGGCUAAGCUGUACUGGACAUUCUCGAGCAAGGAGUAUCUGUACCUUGUCAUGGAGUAUCUCAACGGAGGCGACUGUGCUUCUCUCAUCAAAGUACUCGGUGGUCUGCCUGAGGAUUGGGCAAAAAAAUACCUUGGUGAGGUUAUCCUCGGUGUGGAGCACCUCCAUAGCCGAGACAUCAUCCAUCGGGACUUGAAGCCAGAUAACCUCCUUAUUGAUCAGCGUGGCCAUCUUAAGCUUACCGAUUUUGGUCUCUCGCGGAUGGGAUUGGUGGGCCGACAGCAGCGAGCGCUUAAGAGUGACAACGAGUCGGUACCUGAUCUCCUCAAGCAAGGCCCGUUUGCCCGAUCUGCGUCCAUCACCUCGUCUCGGUCGACUUCUCUCGAUCUGCAUGGAAGCCACUCGCCUAGCCUGGCCCCUCUUGCUACUCCGGGUAGCGGUGACCCUCUUUCACAACCAUCCUAUUUCACUCUUGGGCCUGCACAGCCGGACUCGCGCAGACUAGCUGGUCAGCGUAGCGACAGUGGCGGUAGUGAGAAUUUAGUACAAAUGAUGGGCACCUUUUCUUUGAAUGACUCCGAGGCCGGCUCGCAACCCCACAGCGCAAAGUCUCACGCCGACGAACUGAGCGAGGCGGCAAGUCAAGGCUCCCCUGAUUUAUCCACCCUGCAGAAUUUCUCGCAACAAGGAGGGGAUAUCUACGGAAAAAACACCCCGCCUCAGUCCAGUAUGAUGCCGCCUCCCAUGGCCCUCUUCGACCCUGAAGACACGAAUAGGAGAUUCGUUGGCACGCCCGACUACCUGGCGCCGGAGACGGUCAAGGGCGAGAAGCAAAAUGAGACAAGUGAUUGGUGGUCCGUCGGAUGUAUUAUGUUCGAGUUCCUGUACGGUAUCCCACCGUUCCAUGAUACCGAGGCCGAGCUUGUGUUUGAGAACAUCCUUGCCCGCAAGAUCAGAUGGCCGGAUGAAACGGAAUGCGAGCCUGUUUCGGAAGAGGCUAAGGACUUGAUUAACAAGCUACUCUGCAUGGAUCCCAGCGAGAGACUCGGCGCGAACCGGGAGGGUAAAUUCGCGUCAGGCGGCGAAGAGAUUAGGAACCACCCUUGGUUUAGCGAUGUUAACUGGGCUACGCUGCUUGAAGACGAAGCCCAGUUCGUUCCCCAGACGGAGAACCCUGAGGAUACCGAAUACUUCGACUCCAGAGGUGCGACUCUCCAGUCUUUUGCAGAGGAGAUGGAAGAUCAGAGCUCACCCCCUUCUUCCGCGGCUGGCUCGGACUAUCCGGAACGCCCUCAUGAUGCCCUUUCGCGCGUCCGGACCCAGGUCAACUCGAUCAAGCGAGGGCUUAUGCCUUUGCACAUUCCUCCCCAUGUCCGUGAUCACAAGAGCAGACGACUUAGUGAGCCGGUUCCGGCUGAUGAUUUCGGCAACUUCUCAUUCAAAAAUCUGCCCGUGCUCGAGAAGGCCAACAAGGAUGUGAUACAAAAGUUGAGAGCGGAGGCACUUGCCUCUCAGAACAAGCAGGGAUCCGGCAGCCAAGCUGGUGCCAUCAGUGCUACGUCUCCAGGAGGUCCGUCACUCGAGGGUAGCCCGGUCAUGUCGAACCCCAUCCAGCGGACCCUUUCCAACGCAAAGGCUUCGGCACGACCCCAGUCCCCUUCUGGCAUUAGCCACGCAAACUCAUCUCCGAGCCGCAUGUCACAACCCUCAUCGCCUCUACUGGUGUCUUUCGUUGCAAAUCAGGGAUCUGAUGGUAGGAGAAAGGUGUCGAGCACGUCUUCCAGCCUCUCGCAGCAAUCAGGUCUCUCUCUCCCUCCAUUUGAGGCCGCGAGAGUACCGCCGACCCUCCAAAAAGCCGCGACUACUGUUGCGGCGGCUUCUUCCCCAAUCAAGCCUCGCGGCACUGCGCCUCCGCCUCUUGCAUUGUCUCCGCAGAAGGGUGGUGUCUCCACUCCUCGCCAGGGCAGUGGAUCAUCCGGCACGCGAUCCCGAUCUCUGACCGUAGGGUCUCAGUCUCAAGAAGGCAGCCCCAUUGCCUCGGAAACCCUUGUCCAGCGCCACAAUCGCCGCAGCCAGGUAUUUGACAUGUCACCGUCCUCUUCGGACAAUGAGGGCGAGAAGCACAACGCGCUCCUGCGCGUUCAGCGGCGCCGGCAGAGUUCCCGCCGUCUCUCCCAGAUCGCACUGGAAGGCACUCUAGUCUUUCGCCCGCUUGAUGUUUUGAUCUGUGAGGAUCAUCCUGUUUCCCGCAUGGUGAUGGAAAAGCUACUAGAGAAGCUUCGGUGCCGUACGAUCUCGGUACCGAACGGCUCCGAGGCUGUGCGAUAUUCAACAAGUGAGAUCAAGUUCGACAUUAUUUUCCUGGAGUAUAAGCUGCCCCACAUCAACGGUGCCGACGUUGCCCGCAUGAUCCGCGAGACGAAGAAUGCCAAUUCCCACACACCCAUAGUCGCCAUCACGGCCUACCUCAAGGAACUGCAAGCGCCCCACUAUUUCGACUCGCUUGUCGAAAAGCCGAUAAGCUCUUCAAAACUCACCGAAGUUCUGCGCAGCCUCUGCCAGUGGAAGCCACCGUCGCCGAGCCAGAGCAUAUCUCUUCCGAUUGCGCAUCCCCACCCAACCCCCACUGCGCUGCGACAGGCGAGCCUCCGCCUUGAAGAUAGUCCAACGAGCGGCUCCUCGAUAUUUGCCGGGCGUCUUAGUGGAAGUCUCGUAUCUUCGAGCCGCGAACAGUCAAUAAGCUCAAGCCUGUAUGGGGAUUCGGAGUCGAUAUCCACGGACGAUAUUCCCGCCGUCGUUAGUCGCAAGCCGACCGGCGAGUGGGAAGAAAGCGGCGGCGGCCUUGGCAUCCGAGAGGACAGAAUUUUGGUGCCAGAAGGGGCGAGGCCAAUUCCUCAUCUAGUGACGCAGCAAUCGGCUCCUGGCAAGCUUGAAGUGUCGCGUGGUGCAAUAGAGAAGUUCAAAUCGAGGCGACAGCCGGGUGAGAAGCGAUACUCGGAAGGCAGCACCGAGUCGGCCGACGAUGAGGAUGAGGAGCUCGGGCUCGUACGCGACAAACCGUUCCGCAAAUCCAACCUCCCGAGCUCUAAACUGGGUAUCGAGAUGAUGCGCGCGGAUAGUCACGAUAGCGUUGCGAUGUGCUCCGAGAGCACCAUCGAACCAGUCACGCAAGUUGUAACCCCGUCCAACGAGCUCGAUGUGCCUCCGCUCUCGCCGAGGGAGCCUAAGGAAGCCCAGACACCGCCUGACUUGGGAAUCGGUCGCGAGGGGAGUGGGCUCGGGAUUUCGGUCGAAGAGACGCCUCGACCAAAUCCAUCGGCUAAGCAGAAUGUUGAAGAUGAAGAGCCUACUCCCCGGCCCACUGUCAAGACUGGUUGA